CAAAGAAAUCCACUAUCUCUUGGCUCCUUGCUACCUCCACUCUCCACCGCACCCUCGCCCCCGCCCCCGCCCCCGCAUGUCGCUGGCGGCGAGCCAGCCUAAUCAAUCGCCAAUGCUCACCUCGUUGCUCCCGCCGCCCACCGUCCCGGUCGUCUCCAAACUCUCCUCCGCGUCGGCGUCGCCCAAGACCGCAAAGCCCACCAGGCUUGCCGCGCUCUCCACCUCCACCUCCGCCACCGCCCUCGCCCUCGCCCCAGCCCCCGCCGCGACGUCCGACGAUGCGCCGCCCGGCGGAGGCGGCGAGGGCGCCGGCGCCGGCCGCCUCUCCGCGCUCAUCCGCUCGCUCUGCGCCGCGGGGCGCACCGCGGAGGCCGCGCGGGCGCUGUCAGCCGCGGCCGCGCGCGGCGGCGCGGGCGUCGUCGCCUACAACGCCAUGGUCUCCGGCUACUGCCGCGCGGGGCAGCUGGCCUCCGCGCGCCGCCUCGCCGCGUCGGUGCCCGUCCCGCCCAACGCCUACACCUACUUCCCCGUCGUGCGCGCGCUCUGCGCGCGGGGCCGGAUCGCCGACGCGCUGUCCGUGCUCGACGAGAUGCGCCGCCGCGGGUGCGCGCCCAUCCCGCCCAUGUACCACGUCAUCCUCGAGGCCGCCUGCAGCAGGGGCGGCGGCGGCGGGUUCCGGAGCGCCGUCAGGGUGCUCCAGGACCUCCACGGCCGGGGCUGCGCGCUCGACGUCGGCAACUGCAACCUCGUCCUCAACGCCGUCUGCGACCAAGGCGGGUCGGUGGACGAGGCGCUCCGCCUGCUGCGGGACCUGCCCACGUCCUUCGGCUGCGACCCGGACGUGGUGAGCUACAACGCCGUGCUCAAGGGCCUCUGCAUGGCCAAGCGCUGGGGACGUGUGCAGGACCUCAUGGAGGAGAUGGUCAGGGUCGGCUGCCCGCCCAACGUCGUCACCUUCAACACCCUCAUCGGGUACUUGUGCCGGAACGGCUUGUUCGAGCGGGUGCAUCAGGUGCUCGCGCAGAUGGUGGACCAUGGUUGCACGCCGGACAUCAGGAUGUAUGCCACUGUCCUCGAUGGUGUCUGCAAGGAAGGGCAUCUCGAGGUUGCGCAUGAGAUUUUGGAUCGGAUGCCUUCCUACGGGCUCAAGCCCAAUGUGGUUUGCUACAAUACUGUGCUCAAGGGCUUGUGCAGCGCCGAGCGGUGGGAGCAAGCCGAGGAGUUGCUGGCUGAGAUGUUUGACAAUGACUGCCCGCUUGAUGAUGUCACAUUCAACAUACUUGUCGAUUUCUUCUGCCAGAAUGGGCUGGUGUACCGGGUGAUCGAGCUGCUCGAGCAGAUGCUGGAGCAUGGAUGCGUGCCGGAUGUCAUCACAUACACUACGGUCAUCAACGGCUUCUGCAAGGAAGGGCUUAUCGACGAAGCUGUCAUGUUGUUGAAAAGUAUGGCCGCCUGUGGAUGCAGGCCGAAUACCAUAAGCUAUACCAUUGUGCUCAAGGGUUUGUGCAGCGCCGAACGAUGGGUGGAUGCUGAGGACCUCAUGUCUCAAAUGAUCGAGCAAGGCUGUUCUCCGAAUCCUGUCACAUUCAACACAGUCAUCAAUUUCUUGUGUAAAAAGGGACUGGUUGAGCAGGCCAUUGAACUUCUUAAGCAGAUGCUACUGAAUGGAUGCAGUCCCGACCUGAUUAGCUACAGCACAGUGAUUGAUGGGCUUGGCAAGGCUGGCAAGACAGAUGAAGCACUGGAGCUGUUAAAUGUGAUGGUCAACAAAGGGAUGAGCCCAAACACAAUCAUUUAUUCGUCAAUAGCUUCUGCUCUCUCCAAAGAAGGUAGAAUUAACAGGGUAAUUCAGAUGUUUGAUAACAUCCAAGAUGUCACAAUAAGGUCCGAUGCAGUGCUCUACAAUGCGGUUAUUUCUUCGCUUUGCAAAAGAGGGGGGACUGACCGUGCUAUUGAGUUUUUGGCAUAUAUGGUGUCCAGUGGAUGCAUGCCCAAUGAAUCGACCUACACUAUACUUAUUCGGGGCUUAGCAAGUGAGGGAUUUGUAAAGGAGGCACAAGAGAUGUUGACUGAGUUGUGCUCCAAAGGUGCUCUAAGAAAGCACUUCAUGAAGCAUUUUGGUAUUGUAUGAAGUAUAAACUGAUACUAGUUACUGUUUGCAAGUGCUGGUGUUAUCAGGAUUAGUUUCUAAUUAGCCUGAAGGUGUCAUCCACAUUAUUUUGCUCCUCCACCCAACCCGUGGUGGUUAGGUAUGAUGUAUCACACUGUUUAAAUACAGGCUUUGAUAGAUGGACACACAAAGUCAGGAUGAAAGACUGUCUCAUAUUCCUAAUUAGUGGCAGUACCUUUUAUUGGGGAGUUUUUGAAGAUAUCUAGAAUACAAAGACAUCAGAAGAUUUAGUCUGACAUAUCAAAAUUGAUGAGAGUAGUUUUUCAGUUAUUUCAGUAGCUGAUGAACAUAGUACACAGAAUUUAUGUACGGGGUUCCUUUCUUUAUGGGAAAACAACAUUUGAGAAUACUACGACUUGAAAAAAAAAGGAAACGGAAAGAUUGUCCCUGCCUCUGGGUGAGCCUGUAACUGAGUAGUUUGAAAUCAUAUUCGCCUAGUUUAAUGUUUAUUUUGUUUAUAUAAUU
Sorghum bicolor (sorghum) is the source of this 2635-nucleotide messenger RNA. RefSeq names its product pentatricopeptide repeat-containing protein At1g09900. Gene Ontology annotation, molecular function: protein binding. The transcript has a single exon. NCBI's taxonomy places the organism in Eukaryota, Viridiplantae, Streptophyta, Magnoliopsida, Poales, Poaceae. Bases 77 to 2131 code for a protein of 684 amino acids. The record is from RefSeq and is a predicted model, not a curated record.